Scheffersomyces stipitis CBS 6054 is the source of this 1377-nucleotide messenger RNA. RefSeq lists its product as uncharacterized. The coding region runs from base 1 to 1377 and encodes 458 amino acids. The record is from RefSeq and is a predicted model, not a curated record. The transcript has 2 exons. Lineage: Eukaryota; Fungi; Ascomycota; Pichiomycetes; Serinales; Debaryomycetaceae.
AUGAGUAACAUACGCGAUAUCACGUCGCUUUCAGACUUGUUGGCCACGUCUCCAAGCCAACCACUACAUGAACCAUCCAGCAAUAAGAGCCCAGCAUCCACUUUAAAUCUUGCAGCACUGAUAUUAGUGAAGAAGACAGCAGAAGACUCAACUCUGAACAAUGAUGCGGAAGAAGAGCUUGACGAAAGCGAAAUAGGAGAUCGUACUAUAGUAAGCGAUUCAACAGAAACACCACAAAAAGAUAAAGUACUAGCAGAAUCACAGUCCCAAUCGAUAUCUCGAAAUACUACAGAAAGUCAACUUCCACAACAAUUGACCCCAGAAAUUGUUAAUACUGAUAACAUAGAGACUCUGGAACAAAGCACAAGCGUUGAAUUAAGCAACGUAGAAAUUUUACUCCUGAAACAAAGUGAAAAGAUAUCUCUACAAGAUGAACUCAAGGACAAGGUGCGACAGUGUUCAGAUUUAAAGGCCACUGUGGAAGAUUUGAGAGCAAGAAUAAAGUACUUGAAAGAACAGAAACGUAGAAAGGACAACAAGCGCACUUUGGAAUUGUUGUUGGAAGAGAACAAUAAUGACUACAACGAAGGACGAGUUCAUCAGGAUGAAACUCAGACUAUGUUGAAUGAAGAAGAUGACGAAGAUUACAUUCUCAAAAACUUGAAUGUGCUCCCUUCUAAUGACUGGGGUGAAAGAUUGGACCAGAUCCGAAGAUUUGUUCCAUACCUUGAACUUGACAAUAUAGGCACAUCUAACUUCUAUAGUACCAGCAACGAAUUGCAGAGAGUCAUACAGUUUGUCUUAUUGUCUCCAUUAUUAUUCAAGAUUCCAUUCAAGCUAGUCAUUAACGCUAGAGAUGAGACCUUGACUGAAAUCAUUCUUCAAGAUUCAAGUGCGUCAAUAAUAGAAUCUCUGCCUCUAACUACUUUAAGCAUGUUGUCAACCUCGCUUAAACAUACAAUUGUCAGAAACUAUAUACCCAAGAAAAAGAUCAACUUAAUAGUGUUUGGUCUUAGCUCGCUCUCUAUGUUGAUACACAGAAGAAUAUCGACCUUCUACAAUCUUAUGCGUACCUUCUCGUCGAUAUUACGAGAUAGGAAGAAGUUUUCUUCAUUAUUACUGGAACAAGAAUUGCAGGAUAACAUCCAAUUGUUUGCCAUGUUGAAGUCGAUUGACAAUCUAGAGUUUCUAGUAGAGAAGAACAACAUUCAUUACGUUCUAAGGUUGACAUGGCAAGUCAAACUACAGAACAAAAUCACUGCAGAAUGUGCUACUGAUUUGCGUUUGCAUGUUUUUGUUAUCGAUGAUGCUCACGACGACGAAUUAGUUAAGAGUGCAGAUGCAUUAUUCACAAAAUUGAUUAAUGAAUACGGGUAG